Molecule: messenger RNA, 2095 nt
Organism: Dromiciops gliroides (monito del monte)
Lineage: Eukaryota; Metazoa; Chordata; Mammalia; Microbiotheria; Microbiotheriidae
Gene: TAB1
Product: TGF-beta activated kinase 1 (MAP3K7) binding protein 1
Biological process (GO): protein dephosphorylation
Cellular component (GO): cytosol
Molecular function (GO): protein serine/threonine phosphatase activity
Source: RefSeq, a predicted model, not a curated record
AUGCGGUGCUGCCAGCUAAGUGAGAGUGAACAGUCGCUCAGUCAGGAGCUGACAGAGCACCUCACCCCUCAGGUGACAGUCGUCCACAAAGAUCUGCCUGGGCCAGAAUGCUGGACCUCCUCAAACAACGGGAAAUGUCGUGGGGAUGAGCAGAAACAAGCAGGAAGGGACUGGGGUGUUCGGGAGGGGCCAGCACUGGAGAGCAGCCCAGCUUCCGACCUCAUUCCAACGAAAUGGCCUCUUCGAAGGGACCAGCCGUCCCCCAGGAGCAGCAAGCCAAGUUGGACCGAUGACCUGCCCCUCUGCCAGCUCUCUGGAGUUGGCUCCACUCCAAACCGUACCUACUCUGCUGAUGGCAAGGGCACCGAGAGCCAUCUGGAGGAUAACUGGCUCAAGUUUAGGAGCGAGAACAACUGCUUCCUCUACGGGGUCUUCAAUGGCUACGACGGCAAUCGAGUGGCCAACUUUGUGGGGCAGCGGCUCUCCGCGGAGCUGCUGCUGGGCCAGCUGCAUGCUGACCACAGCGAGGCUGACGUCAGGCGGGUGCUGCUCCAGCUUUUGACGUGGGUGGAAAGGAGUUUCCUGGAGUCCAUUGAUGACAGCUUGGCAGAGCAGGCGAGGACAGUGAUGGGGCUGGUCCGGGCCUCACAGGUGCUCUCUGGGUUACAGGGGGGGUCCCUCUAGCACCAGCUACCGCCUCAGUACCAGAAGAUCCUGGAGAAGCUGAAGGUGCUGGAGAGAGAGAUUUUCUGGGGGGCGAGGGGGGCGAUGGCUGUGGUGGCGCUCAUUCUCAACAACAAGCUCUACAUCGCCAAUGUUGGUGAGGCUCUUACGAACCGCGCGCUGCUCUGCAAGGCCACGGGAGACGGGCUGCAGGUGACGCAGCUGAACGCUGACCACACUACCGAAAAUGAGGACGAGCUCUUCCGCCUGUCCCAGCUGGGGUAUGUGCCUCGUGCCCGCUCCAGCUGGGGACCAUCGGGUGGCCAGGAGAGUACCCGCCGCAUCGGAGACUACAAGGUCAAAUAUGGCUACAGCGACAUAGAAUUGCUCAGCGCUGCCAAGUCCAAGCCCAUUAUCGCAGAGCCAGAUCAUGGAGGGCAGCCCCUGGAGGGUGUGACUGGCUUCCUGGUGCUGAUGUCAGAGGGGCUCUACAAAGCCCUGGAGGCUGCCCACGGGCUGGGCAGGCCAAUCAGGUGAAUUGCAGCCAUGAUUGACACAGAAUUUGCCAGCAGACCUCCCUGGACGCGGGUGGCCCAGGCUGUGGUGGACCGGGUGAAACGUAUCCACGGGGACACCUUUGCCAGUGGCGGGGAACGUUCCACAUUCUGCCCCCGGCACGAGGACAUGACCCUGCUGGUGAGGAACUUUGGGUACUCACUGGGCGAGAUGAGCCAGCCCACCCUGACCCCAGCCCAAGGAGGACGUGUGUAUCCCGUCUCGGUGCCAUACUCCAGUGCCCAGAGCACCAGCAAGACCAGUGUGACGCUGUCCCUCGUUAUGCCCUCCCAGGGACAGAUGGUCAAUGGUGCCCACAGCGCUUCUACCCUGGAUGAGGCGACGCCCACCCUCACCAACCAAAGCCCGACCAUGACCCUGCAGUCCACCAACACGCACACCCAGAGCAGCAGCUCCAGCUCGGACGGGGGUCUCUUCCGCUCUCGCCCCUCCCACUCCCUCCAGCCCGAUGAGGACGGUCGGGUGGAGCCCUAUGUGGACUUUGCUGAGUUUUACCGGCUCUGGAAUAUGGACCACGGGGAGCAGGGGCCCCUUCCAGUGUCUUAGCGCUGAAGCCAUGGCUCUGUGAUGGGAGGGGACCGUCGCGGUCCCUCCACCUGGACCCUAUCCCCUGGGGACCAUUGUCAGGACCUCUUGGGCUUCUUGUGAAGCUGUGGGGCACAUGUAGGGGAAGCAGAACCCUGCCCCCACUCUUCUCACUGCCCAGGUCCCCCAGAUGGAAUCUGCGGGGAUCACCUGGCACAGAGGACCCAAGUGGAGACUGUACAUUGGGAGCAAGUAGCCACCCACCCUGGCAGCCUAGCAUUUCUGGGGACUGGUACCUGUCUCUCCCAAUAAAUGUAACCUGUACCAUCUA